AUGUCCACGCCGCCGGCCGCCGCCGCCGCCGCCGCCGCCGCCGCCGCCGUCGCCACGCCCUUCAUCACCUCGGUUGUGUCGGACGAAGACUCGCGCCUCUACGACCGGCAGAUCCGCCUCUGGGGCUUCGAUGCCCAGGCCCGCAUCAAGUCCGCACAUGUCCUGGUCGCCGGGAACCUGGGCACGGCCACGGUGGACGAGUUCCUCAAGAACCUGGUCCUGGCCGGCGUCGGCCGGGUGACCCUCCUGGACGCCGGGGCCCUGGUCGUGCCGGGGCAGUGCGAGUCGCAGUUCCUCCUGCGGGACUACAGCGUCGGGCAGCUGGUGGCCGAUGAGAAGGCCACCCACCUGGCCAUCCUCAAUCCGCAAGUGGACAUCCGGGUGGCGCGGCUGGUGGAAACGGCCGAUGAGCAGCCGGCCGCCAUGCUGGCCCGGCUGGCCGGCCACCCGUCGGCCGCCGUGUCCAGCUUCUUCCACAAGGGGGCCUCCCUGCGCCAGUGGCUGACCCCGGACCGCAUGCACACCGAGGGCUUCACCUGCGUGAGUGUCUUUGAUGUGGACGCCGACACCCUGGUCGCCGUGAAUGAGGCCUGCCGGCGGGUGACGCGCCCGGGCCCGGGCGGCUCGGCGGCCACGGUUCCCCUUGUGGCGGUCACCUCGGCCGGGUCCUAUGGCUCGGUCUUUCUGGACUGUGGCCCGUCGCAUGUGGCCAAGUUCGAGACGAAGGACGCCUCCGGCCAGAGCCAAACCAUCACCCAGGAGAUCGCCUACGUGCCCUACCGGACGGCGGCCGGGGUCCAAUUUCUCGAGAGCCUGACGGCCCUCUACGCUGCCGCCGCCGACGACGGGGCCAUCACCCUCAGCUCCACUCGCAGCGGGCCCACCCCCGCCGGCGACGUGGCCAUACUCUUCACUGCCACGCAUGGCGCCUCAUCCAUCUCCACCCUCGUCGAGCCGACCGAGCUGCGCGCCUUCCAUCAGAAGCUCUCGACCACCUGCGUCCGGCCGGCCACCUCGGCCCUGAAGAAGCGCGCGGGGAAGAAGAACUGA
Fonticula alba is the source of this 1050-nucleotide messenger RNA. RefSeq lists its product as hypothetical. The record is from RefSeq and is a predicted model, not a curated record. Gene Ontology annotation, cellular component: signal recognition particle; SUMO activating enzyme complex; cytoplasm. The transcript is spliced from 7 exons. Gene Ontology annotation, biological process: SRP-dependent cotranslational protein targeting to membrane; protein sumoylation. The coding region runs from base 1 to 1050 and encodes 349 amino acids. Lineage: Eukaryota; Rotosphaerida; Fonticulaceae. Gene Ontology annotation, molecular function: SUMO activating enzyme activity; 7S RNA binding.